AUGAACAGCGUCAGGCAGCUCCAGGCCCACGCCCUCCGCCAAGGUCUCGACCUCACUCACAUCCUCGUCUCCAAGCUGCUCGAACUUCCCGACGUCGGGUACGCCCGCCGCCUGCUCGAGUCCGCCGGCGCCGCGGCGGCGUCAGUGUUCCUCUACAACAAGAUUCUCCAGGCCUGCUCCGCCAAUGGGCUCCACCUACAGGGCGUCGCCCUCUACGCCGCCAUGUGUCGACGUGCGCGCGCCCCAAAUCCCCACUCUUUCACCUUCCUGUUCGCCGCCUGCGCCGCCGUUCCGGCGCCCGCCGCUGGGCGAGCUGCGCACGCGCAGCUGGUCAAGCUCGGCCUCCCGAUGGACGCGUACGUCUCCACUUCCUUGCUUGAUAUGUACGCCAAAUCGGGCCUUCUACCGCAAGCGCGGCAGGUGUUCGACGGAAUGCCGCACAGGGACACCCCCGCGUGGAAUUCCAUCAUCGGCGGCCACGCGAAGGCCGGGGAGCUGGCGGCAGCGAGGGCGCUGUUCGAGGCCAUGCCGAUGAGAAAUGUUGUCUCCUGGACGUCGAUGGUUUCUGGGUACGCGCAGAACUGCCAGUACGAGGAGGCCGUCGCCAUUUUCACCAGGAUGUGGGCGGAGGGCGAGGCGAAGCCCAACGAGGUGACGGUCGCCAGCGUGCUCCCCGCCUGUGCUAACCUCUGCGCCCUGGAGCUGGGGAAGAAGGUGGAGCUCUACGCCAUGGAGAACGGCUUCACGAAGAACCUCUUCGUGAGCAACGCCCUGCUGGAGAUGUACGCCAAGUGCGGCAGCAUCGAGCGCGCGAGGGAGCUGUUCGAGGAAAUGGGCGAGAGGAGGAACCUCUGCUCCUGGAACUCCAUGAUCAUGGGCCUCGCCGUCCAUGGCGGAUGGAACCAGGCGCUCGAGCUGUUCCACAAGAUGAGGGUCAGUCGAUCAAAGUUGAGUUUUUUCUCCUCGCUCAAUCCAUGAAACCAACCACCGUGAAAAUCUGCAGGCGAAGGGGGUCGUCCCGGAUGACAUCACAUUCGUCGGGGUUCUUCAGGCCUGCACCCACGGAGGGCUGGUGGACCAAGGCCGGCGUUUCUUCGGGUCAAUGGUUGACUUCUCCCUCUCUCCCAAGCUGCAGCACUACGGCUGCAUGGUUGACCUCCUUGGCCGCGCCGGGCUUCUCCAGGAAGCCUACUCUCUGGUCCAGAGCAUGCCGAUGAGCCCGGAUUCAGUGAUAUGGGGGGCCUUGCUGGGGGCCUGCAGCUUUCACGGCGAGGUGGAGCUGGCAGAGACGGCGGCGGGAUUCCUCUUCGAACUCGAACCAUGGAACCCAGGAAACUACGUGAUCCUCUCCAACAUAUACGCUUCUUCGGGGCGGUGGGAGGGUGUGGCCAGGGCGUGGAGGAAGAUGAAGCUGGUGCAGCGCAAGAAGGCCGCAGGGUGCAGCUCCAUUGAGAUCGACGGUGGCCUGCACAAGUUUCUAGUGGGGGACAAGUCUCAUCCCAUGUCCCAUCAGAUCUACGCCGUCGUUGACUUAUUGCUAGCCCAUAUGACGUCAGUACCUCAUCCGCCUUUGUAA
This is a messenger RNA of Spirodela intermedia, 1576 nucleotides long. The record is from the annotation of a GenBank genome assembly. NCBI's taxonomy places the organism in Eukaryota, Viridiplantae, Streptophyta, Magnoliopsida, Alismatales, Araceae.